Cottoperca gobio is the source of this 2259-nucleotide messenger RNA. It is a transcript of the gene ankk1, whose product is annotated as ankyrin repeat and kinase domain containing 1. The record is from RefSeq and is a predicted model, not a curated record. Gene Ontology annotation, biological process: protein phosphorylation. Bases 1 to 2259 code for a protein of 752 amino acids. NCBI's taxonomy places the organism in Eukaryota, Metazoa, Chordata, Actinopteri, Perciformes, Bovichtidae. The transcript is spliced from 9 exons. Gene Ontology annotation, molecular function: ATP binding; protein kinase activity; protein binding.
AUGGAUUGCCUUGACAGAUCCCCCAGGCAGUUAAGGAACUUCAAGAAGGACGACUUUGAAACUGACUGGAUUAAGGUAGCAGAAUGCAGAUCUGGUCAAAUGUACCAGGUCAAGCUCAAGCUCGAGCGGGAAAAAUGUGCCUUGAAGAGCUUUGACACAACCUUGUGUGCAAACAACUUUUACAGGAGAAUAAUAGACGAGGCAUCCAACAUAGCCAAAGUGAAAUCCAGGCAUAUUGUCUCCGUCUACGGACUGUGCAGUGAAGCGACUGCUGUGGUGAUGGAGCACAUGAGUAAUGGGUCGCUGAACAAUCUGUUAGCAAGUCACACUUUGAUGUGGCCAAAGAAGUUCCAGAUGAUUCACGAGACCUCUAUGGGAAUGCAUUUCCUUCACAGCAUGAAACCUCCACUACUACAUCUUAACCUCAAGUCAUCUAACAUCCUGCUAGACGAUCAUCUCCACGUCAAGAUAUCAGAUUUUGCUUUAAUCCACUGGACAGAGGGCAUGAGCAAGAAGUUGUUCAUGGAGAACCUGACAGUAAGAGGGAACAUAAGUUACAUUCCUCCCGAAACCUUCACUCAGUGCCCCGAUCCUCCAGGAACUACCUUUGAUGUUUACAGCUUUGGAAUAGUGAUGUGGGAGAUUCUAACACAGCACAAACCGUAUGCAGGGUGCAGUAUGACCACAGUGCUCUUACAGGUGUCACAUGGUAAGAGACCCAGUGUGGAGAUGAUACCCAAACCAAAGCCCCGUAAGUGUGAUCAGAUGAUCAGCAUCAUGACGCAUUGCUGGGACCAGGAUUGCCAGAAGAGGCCACAGUUCUCAGACACUGUGAGGAAAACAGAAGCUCUGAGUGAAGUCCUGACGAUCCCAGAAAAAAUCCAACGUCACGCAAAUGAUGACAAGGGACAGAAAUCAGAUUAUCCAUGGCUCGUUUCCCCGAUACAUAAAAUUGAUUUGCCUGAGAUGCCUGACCUUCCCUCAGAUGACCAUGGUGGCAAAAACAGCAUUCUCUCGUUGCUCUCCAAAAAGGACUUUGGCCGUUUCAGACAGUCUGUGAAGAGAGAAGAUGUGAAAAGACAGUUUUCUGGGGAAAAGAGCCUCCUCCACUACACAGUAGCCAGUGGAGAUGCAGAGAGUGUCGAGCAUGUCCUGAGUCUGGGUGCGGAAGUGAACUGUUCGACUGACAAAGGAUACACUCCUCUUAUAAUUGCUGUUCUGCAGAGACUUCACGACGUCAUCUAUUUGUUGCUGGAACAUGGUGCAGCUGCCACCCAAGGAGAUGAGGACCAGUGGACAGCGCUCCAUUUUGCUGCUCAGAACGGCGAUGACAGGACUGUCCGUCUUCUCUUGGACAAAGGAGCUGUGGCGGAUGCCCGGGAAAAAGUCGGUUGGAUGCCGUUGCACCUGGCCUGCCAGAAUGGCCAUGAAACAGUGGUGCGCCUGCUGCUUUCGCGGCUGCCAGAGGAAGCAGUCGGAGAACAGGAAGCUCAAGGGAGGACGCCGCUCCACCUAGCCUCCGCCUAUGGGCAUUUGAAUAUUGUCAAGCUCCUCCUCUCUCAUGGAGCAGAUCCCAACGCUACCGACCACUCUCUCUCCACUGCUCUACACCUAUCAGCUGAGGAAGGCCAUAAUAGAGUAGUCAGACAGUUAUUGAAGAGUGGGGUAAAGAUUGAAAGUGCGGACAGCAGAGGAUACACUCCACUUCACCUGGCUGCUCUGAUGGGUCAUACAGGCAUAUGCAGGCAGCUGUUGUUAAACGGGACCAGUCCAGACUCUAGGUCACUUCAAGGCUGGACUCCCAUGCACCUGGCUGCCCUAAGGGGACAUGAAGCCACGGCGGUUCAGCUGGAGAGUCAGGGUGGUUGUGUAAACGCUAGUGGUGAGAAUGGAUGGACCCCACUCCACCUCGCCUGCCACCAGGGUGAGCCAGAGGUGGUGGCAAAACUCCUGGCAGCCAAAGCUGACCCAAAUGUGUCGGAGGACAGUGAAGGAUGGACGCCACUACAUGUAGCUUGUUCCAGUGCCAGUUUCCAAAGUGUCCUCCACUUGCUAUCACAUCAUGCAGAUGUUAAUGCAUUAAACUUGGGAAAGUCGACACCUUUACACCUGGCUGCACAGCACGACUGUAUGCCUGUUGUAAAAGCUUUGCUGCUAAAUGGGGCAGAGAGGACUGUGCUGGACUCUUCUGGAUCCACAGCUCUGAAUGUGGCUCAGAGGUGUGAAAAAUGGGAAAUAGUAAAACUACUGAAGAAGUAG